This is a messenger RNA of Phaeodactylum tricornutum CCAP 1055/1, 2232 nucleotides long. RefSeq lists its product with no specific name. Gene Ontology annotation, molecular function: protein binding. The transcript is spliced from 2 exons. The coding region runs from base 1 to 2232 and encodes 743 amino acids. The record is from RefSeq and is a predicted model, not a curated record. Lineage: Eukaryota; Bacillariophyta; Bacillariophyceae; Surirellales; Neidiaceae.
AUGAGGUUCGAUCAACGGACGAUUGUAGUGUUGCUGGUGUCAACGGCGUACGCGAGCUGGCCUACUACUGGCGGUGGUGGUACGUGCGGAGUCGAGGCGUCGGCACCAUUCAAUCCCGGUACUUACUACGGCAAUGCGUACGCCCAGGGAAACGAACGAAACGUCAACCGCAAUGGCAACAACGCGUGGCCAGCUCAAACGUCUCCGCAAGAAUCCGCGUACGACAGUUACGGGCAAUCGUCCACCGCGGAGCCUGUAAGCGACUUGCCACCGCUACCGGAAGGCUGGAGUGAACACUUGGACCCUGCCUCGGGACAACUAUACUACUACAACGCCAACGAUGGAACAACCACUUGGGACCGCCCCUUGCGUUUGGAAGACGAGGCCAAAGCGGAAGAGGUUCAACCCCCAGAGACCAAUACGAGACAAAAUCUGAGUGGAGCGGACGAGUCACGAGACAACGACAACAGGGCGACACGGAUGGCAGAAUCGGACGUGAAGGAAACACACGCCGACAAAAUGCUGGACGCAGAGUCUCCGCAGGAAUCAGAUCAUGAACAUAAGCAGCACUCAUCGGAAGACGCCUGGCGGAACUCUGCAUCAUGGGAUUCGCCAGGGGAACAUGAUCCUGAAUCUUCACCAAAGGAAGCCCCAGCAGAACCAGAACGCGGCGCAAUACCGGAACUUGACCAACAUGGUUGGGAAAAUCAGAACAUGGCUACUGCAGAUAAUUCAGCGACCGAGGAUUUCCAGCAAGAAGGACCAGGACGGGAUACUGGUCAUUUUCCUGCUCAGCGACAGCCGGUGGUUGACAAUGAGCAGCGUUUGGAGGGCUUUUCUGAAAGUCAGUUGAAUGUAGAUCGGCCCGACCAAGGACCUCCCACGAGUCAUACGGGUAGCUGGGGAGCACCGCGCUCUGUCGAGCAACCUCGCAGAGAGCAAGACGUUCAUGAACGGCCGUACGAACCAAGGUCCGAUCACGUGUCGGCGGACACAUUUGGACGCCAUGUACCGGAUGCCAACCGCCCGCAGCCAGAAAAGCAAUUACUACCGGUACAGCAUCAAGACCAGUAUGGCGUCAAUCCUCGGAGUUCCGUAUUCGGACUUGUGCCGGAACCCCAUAAUCCACAGCAAUAUCAACGCACUUCGCCCCAGCAAUCCAUUCAUCGUGAUCCAGAGCAGAGUGUUCCUAUCCAAGAAAGGGAACAAUAUCAGGAACGGCCAGGGACUGCGAUGCCACCGCGGCAGCAAAUCAUGCAGCAACAUCCGUACGGACAGCAGCGUCCAACUCAUCCACAACAAUUGCAGCAACAGGGACCGCCUUCACAGUCACGGGUACUACCUCCUCAGUACCAACAGCAGCAACCCCAUCCACAACAACAGCAGCAGCAGUCUCAUCACGGUCAGUAUGGUGGUCCCUACGGACAACCUUACGGAGGUCCUUACGGUCAAUACGGGCAGCCAUCUCACGGUGUCAAUACUCCUCGAGGGUACGGAACGCAACAACAAUCUCAGCAGCCACAACGACAGUUGAUUUCAGAGGACACGACACGUCCUGUCAAGGAAGCUUUGGGCCGGACUUGGCAGAACAUUCUAGGCUUGAGUAACCGUACGAAGGAAGCCGUCGAUCAUGCACGGGAAUCGGUGGUCACGGGAGCCAAGGGAGCCAGUCAGUCCCUAAGUACCACUAGUGCGAGUUGGUGGGGACAAGCAAAGAAUACGUUCGGAUCCGUGUUUGAAAACGAAAAUGGACAGCCAUCGCAAUAUUCUCUCUCUGGACAAUAUGGUGGACAAAGAGAGCAAGUUAUUCGUGGUCCGCCACCCGGUUAUCCGCCACAACAGGGUGGCCAUCCUGCUCACGGGCAGCCGCAGUAUCCUCCGCCUAUGCACCACCAAGGUGGAGGGUAUCCGACGUAUCCUGGACAGCAGUACCCUCCAGGCUACGGGCCACCGCAGCCUCGGUCGGAUCCUUCGUAUCCGCACGAUCCUCAAUAUCGUCCACCCGCGCAGAGCCAGCAGCCUCCACUCCAGGCACAAUGGGGCCAGCAACAACAUUAUCCUCCUCAAUACCAGCAAGGUGGGCCAGGCGGACCAAGAGGGGGGCCGGGUUCUCCACAACAACGGCAGCCGCAGCAAAACGAACAACGACCACCGCCACGGCCGCAAGGUGGACCUAGCCCGGAUACAGACGAUCCAUGGCAGCACCCUGGACUCGGAACAGACGGCUAUUAG